This is a messenger RNA of Cucurbita pepo subsp. pepo (vegetable marrow), 1174 nucleotides long. RefSeq names its product putative NAC domain-containing protein 94. Gene Ontology annotation, molecular function: DNA binding. The record is from RefSeq and is a predicted model, not a curated record. Lineage: Eukaryota; Viridiplantae; Streptophyta; Magnoliopsida; Cucurbitales; Cucurbitaceae. Gene Ontology annotation, biological process: regulation of DNA-templated transcription.
CUAACUCUUCCAAUGGCCACUCCCUCACAAUUCGACAUGCCCGACGAUGACCAGCUCCCCCUUCCGGGCUUCCGCUUCCACCCGACAGACGAAGAGCUCGUUGACUUCUACCUCCGUCGCAAAGUCCACAACAAGCCUCUCGCCAUCGAACUCAUCAAACAAAUCGACAUUUACAAAUACAGCCCAUGGGAUCUUCCUCAUGCGAGUAACGCGGUGGGGGAGAAAGAGUGGUACUUUUUCUGCAAACGAGGGAGGAAGUAUAAGAACAGUGGGAGGCCAAAUAGGGUGACCGAGUCAGGGUUUUGGAAGGCCACUGGAAUUGAUAAGCCUAUUUAUGGGCACACCCACCAUGGGUGCAUUGGGUUGAAGAAGACGCUUGUUUAUUACCGUGGAAGCGCCGGUAAAGGCACUAAGACCGAGUGGAUGAUGAAUGAAUUUCGUCUUCCUUCUUCUUCUUCUUCUUCUUCUUCUUCUUCUUCUUCUUCUUCUUCUUCUUCUUCUUCUACUUCUACCUCCCGCCAUCCCUUCGGUACAAUGAUUAAAAACAGCCUCCAAGAAGCUGAAAUUUGGACUUUGUGUCGCAUAUUCAAAAGAAACAUCUCCACCAGAAAAGCCAUCAGUACGCACAAUUGGAGGGAGAUUCCAGCGCCCAAAAGUCAAUCUAUGGAGGUCAUGAACUUCAGAGCAACCACCAAUGAUAUCAAUAUCGACAGAUGUUUGAGUGACAACCAAGAAAGUAGAUACAUCGGAUUCGCCUCUCAUAAUUCCUUCAUUACCUUUGAUCAUGUGAAGGAGGUUCAAAGUUCUCCUCAGAUUCAGAUGGUGCACGGUGGCCGAUUCAUGACUCGUUUUUGUGGCCCAACUGAUCAGCCAUCAUCCGCCGAUCAUAAUUCGCCGACGAACGUAUCACCGUCGUCGUCGAGCUUCUCGGAUUUUGAUGAGGAUGCCACUGAUUUGUUUGGGUACGAAAAAUGGGAAGAGCUGAAAUCGAUUUUGGAGAGUGAUCUUGAUUCAUGAAGAGUUUCAAGUUCAGUUAGAUGCAAAUUUAUGGUGGUUGUUUUACUGAACAUAUGACUCGAAAGUGACGGUCCAUAGUUCACUUAAUGAUUUAAAUGUCUUGAUUAAAGUCUUUUCGAGAGGGUUUGGAUGAUGAGAUUGUAUACACAUGACUAAU